Molecule: messenger RNA, 1766 nt
Organism: Cladocopium goreaui
Lineage: Eukaryota; Dinophyceae; Suessiales; Symbiodiniaceae
Source: the annotation of a GenBank genome assembly
AUGGCCAAGAAGUCUUUCUACGACAUCCUGGAGGUUGACAAGAGUGCUACAUUGGAGGAGAUCAAGUUGGCCUUCAAACGACGUGCGCUGCAGGUUCAUCCAGACAAGGGUGGCAGCAAGGAGGCUUUCCACUUGGUUUACGAAGCACUUGAGACCUUGGCCGACCCAGCCGCGCGCAAGAAGUACGACCAUGGCCUAGCUACAGGGAAGUCUGGAAACUUGGUGCAACCACAACCAGAUGGCCAAACAGGGAGGAAGAAAACUUCAAAGAAACGUGGCCGCUCUGCAGCAAGCAAGGCACAUCCGAAGCCAGAGAAGACUGAACGUCCAGAAGCAAAGGCUGCUAGAGGCCAAGCUAAGCCUGAAUCAGAGACACCCCAAGCACCCCAGUCCAAGCAGACCAAGCUGUUGAUCAAGAUCCGUGAUCUCUUGAAACAGUUGCCUCGAGAUGUGCGAAAUGAUGUGUUCACCAAGCAGUUCUCCCAGAAGCAGCGGCUGAUUCUGGAGAAAUGGAUGGUGGAUGAUGCGUCAUCAAGGCCUCAGGGUCGAAGAGAGGCGGUUCCAUUGCCACUGGCGGAGGGUUGUGUGGGGAGUCAGCCAUUGGCCAUCGCAAAGCUCCAGCAUGUCUCUGAUGAUGAGGAUUGCGAUUCAGCUGUCCAACCUUUGGACACCUUGAGCCUAGUUCCAUCGCAAAAGGCCACGACCAGUGGCAGCCUGAGGAGAAACAUCUCUGGGUCUGGCAACAUCAAGAGCGAUAAAAGCGGGUAUGGUGGCUACAGCGCUCGGAUUUGCUUUGAUGCCUUGCAAUUGUCAACCAAAUACAGUGAUCUACAAACUGCGCUGGAGUUCCUAGUGAUUUUGACAUCUGUAAAGCAGAGGAUGCUCGACAGCAUGAACACGCCUGCCUCUUUCGAGGAGCGCAUGGAAGAAGCAUUGACGUCAUCGGUCCGGGAGCAGGGGAGAAGUGUCGCAGAACUCAACAUGCGCUUUGCUGUUUUUCAAUCAGGCAGCUUCCUCAUUGGCAGAAGAUUCCAACUCCAUUCUCCAGUUGUCCGCAGCGUGCAAGAACUGGGGAAACUUCGUAGUCGCUUAGAGCCUUUCCGACAGUAUGCCAAAAAUGUGGGAUCGCAAAGCAUCUAUUGGUGGUACAGCCCAGCCCACCUGCAAGAUGCAUGGGAACGAUUUCAACUUGCAGUAGCUGACGCGUGGCAAAUGGCAGGUGUUGACAGCGCAUCAUACAUCCAGAAACUUCGCAGCUACUAUCAAGCAACUGCAGCUGCGCGCCAGAGGUUCUCGCAGUCUUGGGAGCGGCAGCAUAUGGCCAUGCAGGACAAAAACAAAUAUCGGCCGAACCGUUUGCGACAAAGGAGUGCCACUAAAAACCUGGAACUGAAGGAGCGUUGGCAGAUGGCCAUCGAGGACAAGCAUGAACAUCGGCCGAAAUCUUGGCGAAAACGCGUGAGGAAAAGAACCUUUGAAAAGAUGCUGCGCCGAAAGCUGCUGAUACUCAAGAAGCUUCUUGCGAGAUGGGAGUGCAUGUUGAGAAGGGAGGCGCGGCUUUUGGACAAGGAGCGUCAAAGAAUCCUGCAGCACAGGAAGGCAAAGCGAAAGAAGGACCAAGAAGAUCAAAGACGCCAGCAAGCUUUGAAUCGAAAAAGAUUGCGAGAGGAAGAACUCUUGAGGAGAGAGGCUGCACGCCAGAGGGCCGGAAGCGGACUCUUCAUGGAUCAUCUUCGCUGGGCGUGACCUGGUGUGAGACGGAAUAA